AUCUCCUCUCUCUCCCAUCCCAUGCAGACCCCCUACCCGUAAUAUGCAGCUAAAACGGGGGCCACACACACAAGAAGUCCUUGUUUUGUGACCGGUUCUCACGCGGGAUUUUAAGUGUUACAGGCAGACCCCCCACCCCCUCCCAAAAAAAAGUCACGUAAGAGCCGGGGGCGUAAGAGCCGCGGGGGCGACGCUGUUCUCGGUGAUUUCGCAAACAUGGCAGCUGUUUUAUGAGGAGAAAGAUGCAACACAAGAGGAGGUCCUGCGGUGACACAUGCGUACGCAGCAACUAAUAAACAAGGCGAUUGGUAUUUUUAAUCUCGGCGUCUCAAACACAAAGCUGGUUCAGCAUUAGCCAAAGACGGAUGGAUUUUUCUGUCAUCACCCGCCUGCCAAAACGUCCGGGUUAUUUGGGCUUUGUGUGCGCACUCGACUUUCAUCCUAUUAGCGCUUGCUUUUAAUUUGGGAUUAUAUUUAGGUUAUCAUAGUGCCAAUGUAUCUCGUGAACAAUUGAAUGUGACUUUUUAUCCAGUGGUGAAAUAAGAGAGGUUUUGGACAAAGUGACAGCGCACUUUGGGCUAAAGACUUUCCCCACAGUAUCAUAAGAGUAAUGGCGACGUCGGCACCUUCCUCUUCUGGCGACGGUCCGGAUCCCAACUCGACAAAUUUACGACCACCAUCCUCAAGUUAUGACUGGAGUGGGGUUGCACAUGGAUGUACAAGGAAACUGGGCAUGAAAAUAUGUGGGUUUUUGCAGAAGAACAAUAACCUGGAGGAGAAGAGCGGAGUCGUCACAAAUGAACAGCCUACGUCCAAUGAGCGGUUCAGGCACACAGAGACGGACUUCUCCAACCUUUUUGCCAGAGAUUUACUCCCGGCCAAAAAUGGAGAGGAACCCACAAUGCAGUUCAUGCUGGAAGUGGUGGACAUUCUCACCAACUACGUGCGGAAGACCUUCGACAGGACCACCAAGGUCCUGGACUUCCACCACCCCCACCAGCUCCUGGAGGGCAUGGAGGGCUUCAACCUGGAGCUGUCGGACCAGCCCGAGUCCCUGGAGCAGAUCCUGGUGGACUGCAGGGACACCCUCAAGUACGGCGUGAGAACGGGCCACCCCAGGUUCUUCAAUCAGCUAUCCUCUGGCCUGGACAUCAUUGGACUGGCUGGAGAAUGGCUUACGUCCACUGCAAACACCAACAUGUUCACGUAUGAAAUUGCGCCAGUGUUUGUGCUGAUGGAGCAGAUCACUCUGAAGAAGAUGAGAGAGCUGAUUGGCUGGCCCGGCGGAGAGGGAGACGGCAUCUUCUCACCAGGAGGUGCGAUAUCCAACAUGUACAGUGUGAUGGUGGCGCGGUAUAAACACUACCCUGAGAUCAAAACCAAAGGCAUGGCUGCUGCUCCCAGACUGGUCCUCUUCACCUCAGAGCACAGUCACUACUCCAUAAAGAAAGCCAGUGCUGCCCUGGGGUUUGGGACAGAGAAUCUCAUUCUCCUCAGUACAGAUGAGAGGGGAAGAGUGAUUCCAGCUGAUCUGGAGGCAAAAGUCAUCGCUGCAAAGCAGAAGGGAUAUGUGCCUAUGUUUGUAAACGCCACUGGAGGUUCCACGGUGUACGGCGCCUUUGACCCCAUCAACGAGAUCGCUGACAUCUGCGAGAAGUACAACAUGUGGCUCCAUGUGGACGGAGCCUGGGGAGGAGGUUUACUGAUGUCCAGAAAGCACAGACACAAGCUCAGUGGAGUUGAGAGGGCCAACUCUGUGACGUGGAACCCCCACAAGAUGAUGGGAGUUCCUCUGCAGUGUUCCGCCAUUCUGGUCCGGGAGCGGGGUCUGCUGCAGGGCUGCAACUCCAUGUGUGCUGGCUACCUGUUCCAGCCAGACAAACAGUACGACGUCAACUACGACACCGGGGACAAGGCCAUACAGUGCGGCCGACACGUGGACAUCUUCAAGUUCUGGCUCAUGUGGAAGGCAAAGGGAACAGAGGGGUUUGAGAGGCACAUAGACCGAUGCCUGGAGCUGUCGGAGUAUCUCUACAACAAGAUCAGGACUCGGGAGGGCUAUAAGAUGGUGUUUGAUGGAACGCCCCAGCACACUAAUGUGUGUUUCUGGUACAUUCCCCCCAGCCUGAGGGGCAUGGCUGAUGGCGACGAGCGCAGUCAGAGAUUGCACAAGGUGGCCCCCAAGAUCAAAGCGAUGAUGAUGGAGUCGGGCUCCACUAUGGUGGGCUACCAGCCGCAGGGCAACAAGGUCAAUUUCUUCCGCAUGGUCGUGUCCAACGCGGCCGCCACGCGCUCCGACAUCGACUUCGUCAUCGACGAGAUCGAGAGACUGGGAAACGACUUAUAAAAGUCCCGUGAGGUUGCACUUUUAUUUUAAUGUUGUUUUAAAAAACUUACAGUUAACACACUCCAGCAUUCACACUUUCAUAUUGACUUUCUCAUAGAGAAGAUCACACGACAGGAACAUGAUAUUUAAAGUUCAAGCCUUUUUAUUUUAAUAUCAAAGUAUCUCGAGCUAACUCAGACACUGACUUUAUCUUUGCUCAGAGAGAGACCAAUAGCUUUAUCAAGGUUUCAUUUCAAUUGCUCAUGUAUGUAUGUGUUUUGUUAAUAGAUUAAAUCACUUUCUUGCAACCAGUUAUCGCUAACAAAAGUUAAAGAAUCACUAACGCACUCUACUAUAGAGAGUAUUCGUUUUAUUCAUUUAUUUGUUGGUCGAUUUCAUUUCUUGCUGCCAGUUCCCGCUUGUCCGGCUGGUUGAGAAAGCGAGGCAGGAUGCUCCCUAUCAUUCCAAAAGGAAAUACCAAUCGAUUCUGACCAAAACCUUGUAGAGUGAACUUAAAUAUUUGUGCUGCUAACGUUCCAACAAGGGCGAAGCAAGGAGAGAAUGUAUCGGUGACAACAGUUUCACGUUAAAGUGUAAAGCACAUAAUCCGAAUUUAUAUUGUUAUGCAAAUAUCAUUUUAACUUUGAAGUCAGGGAUGUAGCAAAGAGGGGUGUUGGGUGUUUACUUAUGAGCCCCAAAUGACAAAUUAUCUGAAAAAAAAAACUGCCCAGUCAUUUGAUACGAGCUCCGUGCAAUAGAUUGUUGGUAAUAGGCUGUGCAUUUGUGUCAAAUACAAAUAAUGUCAUUCAACUGAACGGCAAAUGUCUAUUCCAGUUUUCGUCUGGCUUGUUAUUUGUUUUCGCUAUAUGAAUGUUACUGUUGUAAUCUGUCUCGUUGUGUCCUCUGGAGGGGUUAAGACAGAGUCAACGCCACAGAAUGAACUGUAUGGAUUCAUCUGCGGCACCGAAGCAGAACGUACAGCAGAGUCCAUCAGAGCAGUGGGAGAGGACUCUCUCAAUCGUGCUAUUUAACCACGGAGAUCGACUGAGCAUCAGUACCAUUUAGUCGUUUAAAUGCUUGACUGAGUUCUCCCAUGUAACUGAUGAGUUCCCUACACUUUGGACGUGACGACCAACACACUGGAGAUUGGAUUAGACGUAGGGGUAGAUUAUUAUGUUUAUUAUGUAGUGUCCACACUGGUGCUGUACGUGUUGUCUAUGUGUCUUAUUACUGGAACCAGAGGCACCAUAGGAUAGCUGUUGUCGUCGUCGUCGUCGUCCCCGACCUUCACUGUAAGGACGAGGGGAAUGUUGUGCUGUUUGUGCUGUAUCUGCAGUCAGUGUCACAAGUAUGUCCUGUCCCAGAACUCACUGCGGUGACAAGCGAGCCAGACCUGGCCCGUGUCUGGCCGGAUCGGAGCCAGAUGUGGGCCAGAUGUGGGCCACGUCGGCUCCAGUGUCGGCUCCGUUCUGGGGCCGCUGUGUUUUUAGAGAUACUAAAUUGUGUGUCGAUUGUUGUACAGUGUUACGCAGACCUCUGUGACCAACUUUUUUUUUUUUCAACACGAAAACUUGAAACAGGCCCUAUUGACCACAUUGCAACUAUUUAACACGAUGAAUAUUUAUAACAUGAAAUCAAAUAUGAAUGGGACUUAUGUUGACUUUUGCUCCAUUUGUAUUUUUGUUUAUGUAUAUUUCAAAAGACAUUAUGACCGUGAAAGACAUAGUUGGUAAUUAUUAAAGCGAAAUUAUGUGUAUUUGUGGACCAAAGAAGGUGAAUUCAACCCAUGUACGGACGCCAUUGUACAAAUGCAAAUCCUCUGUUACUGAAUAUGUUAAAUAUUCAUGUAGAAAUCUAUAAACUGACACCUGUAACCUUAGUGCAAUCUAUGUGUGGUGAGAUUGUGAUUUCGUCACUGCUAACUUAAUGAAUCGAAUGUUGGGGUUAGGCCUAUGGUAUUAAUUCUUGCAGUGGAAAGAAGAUUAUAAAGUGAAAAGCACAACAGAUGAGCUGAGAUAUGCAGAUCGUGCAUUAAGUCAGUCGGUUUGUUCAUUAUUGAUACGUAUAUUGAAUGUAUGAAGUAUGAGCUGUACAUCACAAUGUAUGUGACUACAUAACUUAAUGAAGGGGGCCAAAACUAAUAAACAUAUCGUGACAGGAA
Molecule: messenger RNA, 4487 nt
Organism: Clupea harengus (Atlantic herring)
Lineage: Eukaryota; Metazoa; Chordata; Actinopteri; Clupeiformes; Clupeidae
Gene: gad1a
Product: glutamate decarboxylase 1a
Biological process (GO): GABA biosynthetic process
Cellular component (GO): presynaptic active zone; cytoplasm
Molecular function (GO): pyridoxal phosphate binding; glutamate decarboxylase activity
Source: RefSeq, a predicted model, not a curated record